This is a messenger RNA of Pocillopora meandrina, 2373 nucleotides long. NCBI's taxonomy places the organism in Eukaryota, Metazoa, Cnidaria, Anthozoa, Scleractinia, Pocilloporidae. The record is from the annotation of a GenBank genome assembly.
AUGGCAGUUGAAUCCCUGGAUAGAGAAGUUUUUACCACAAAAAGUGACGUGUAAGUGGAACAGAUAACUUUAAUCAAAAUACCAGUUUACAAUCUCUUUAAGUAUAUACGAUAGCUUUUUUUCUCAAAAUUAUUGUAUAGCAUAUUUUUGAAGUACGUUGUGAUAAUGAAAGAUUUAAUCAUAAAGAAAUUUGAUCUUUAAUGUUUCCUCUUUAUUUAUUUUCUGCUUGACAGCUACGUGAUUACCUAAACACAAAAUUUCCUCGAAUUCAGAGUAUUUUCAAUGGUAAAAGUAUGCAAAUGCUCUUCUCUUAAUGAAAAAAGAUCUGAAAUAAAUAGUAUUGUGAAUCAUAAAUGUGAUUAAUAAUUCUCGUAAACGUGUUUUAGUGUCUCUCUUUUGUUUUUAGGUGGAGUUAUGGCAUUGUCCUGUAUGAAAUAUUUACACUCGGUAAGUGAAAUUUUUGAAACUUUUGUGGAAGACAGGAGGUUUUUUUAACACCGAUUUUACUUACUGCUCCGUCAAUGUGACGUACCUUAACCUAGGUGAAAAAACUUCUUUUGGUGGACAGGAGAGUAUUCAGAAAUUGAUGACGGACAAUCCCUGUUAAAAUGACAAGUAUUGAUCCUGAGGGGUUGGUAUAGAAACCGUCAUUACCGAAGGUAUGGUAUGAUCGUAUGGGAUUCUCCUGAAAAGGGCAAAGUGGGGGGGAGGGGGAAGGGAGUUGGGUGGGUGGGAAGUUACCAUCGGAAGUCAAUAUGGUAAUGUUUCGAUUUGUCGAGCACAGCCGCCCAUCAGACCAUCGCUGCUUAUGGAAAAACAAGGAAUUGACAUCAAGCCUUGACGUUGAUUUCAGCUAUGGUUCAGUUUAACAUUUUCUUUUGGUAGAAAUAGCCCUCUAAAACUGAGAGAAAUGAAAUGAAUUUCUUUGAAGGUACAAUUAGUUUGCAGAAUUAAAAGGAAGCCCUUCUCACGUUUGUCAUUUUUGUAGGAAAUUACCCAUACUCAGAAAUGAAGGGACACGAAGUCCAUAAAUACGUGUCAGAUGGUCACAGACUAGAAAGAACGUCACGUGUGAGCCUAGAAUUGUACGUAAAAUCAAAUUUAAUUUUUAUUCACACUCGUCGGUAGGCCUCAGUUGAGGUUUUUUAUUAUAAUGAUGUGCAGCCAAUUCUUCAUAAAAAUAUACGUGCAUUAUAUUGGCAAUAUCUUCGUCGAAAGUCCCAACAACUAUGAGAACUAAAUUUUUUUUAAACCUGAGACUGCAGUUGUUGGAACUCUUGUUCACAUAUCUUAUUAUUUUUGGGCUGAAGGAAAUCAUUUGUUACAGCAUUUUAUUAUUUAGCGUCUUCUUAUAUCGAUACUCGGUUGAGGAAGGCUGAUCCCUGAAUUUACAGUUACUGUAGUUUUCAUCUAAGAGAAGAACGUCAAUUUUGCUUAGCUACAGAUUUGGAUUGGCUCAGAAAAACUCUGGCCACAUAUUUGACUAAUUAGGGGCAAAAUAAAAACAAGGGAAAUCUUAUCAUCUUGGUUGAGAUCUGUCAAGUCUGUACUCAAUGUUGUUAUGAGCUUUGGUUUUUCGAUCAGAAACUUCCUAGCUUUUCGCCAUCGUAAUUACUGCGGUUGUGGGCUUACCCCAAGCAAGCUGAUAACUAGUAAGAGUAGAGCAAGGUGAUAGUUUCUUAAUUUAUUUGGAUGAGAUUCUAUCUUUAAAUAACCGUAAGACGAAUUGAUUCCCACAGGUAUGACUUGAUGCUUCAGUGCUGGGACCAAGCGCCAUCCAGGCGACCGACAUUCGAAUCCAUUGCGACGUGGAUGGAAACUUAUACUCAUUACUAAUGCACUGAGAGUAGGAAUACCAGCCAGAUAAAAAGCACAGUACAGCACAGAGUUCAUCAAUUAAUUUAAAGCAAUCGAAAUGUUAGAAAUGUAAAAUAAAUAUUCAAACUAUAAUAGUAAGUAAGUAAGAAACCUUUAUUUCAAUAGGAUAGCUCCUUCAGUUUUUGCAAAACAUAAAAACUGUUAUCCAUAGCGGUCCUACAUAUAUGAUAACCUAAAUUGACUAGAAAUAAUGGUGAUACCCAAGUAUAUUUAAAAAUAGCUACAAAAUGUUAUAAAAAGGACUUAAAAAUUAAAUUACCAGAAAAAUCAUAAAAAUCUUACAAACUGAUUAAAAAUUACACAGCCAUGAUAAAAAGGCCUUUUUCGUACAUUCUAACUUUAUAGACGGAAGUCUAAGUUUACCACUGCUCCUUGUUGUUCUGGGCAAUACAUCUUUGUUAUAAUUAAAGUAGUGCAUAAAAACUAUGAACAACGGUUGCUUAAGCAAUAAAAGCAUUGCGCAGCCAAUCAGCUGCAGCCGAUGAAAUCGACGUG